UUCAGUAGCUGCAGUUGUGGUGUGUGGUUGGGAAAUUGUCGCCAAAUCCUCGAGCGAUAUCCUUUCAGCGGUUUACGGGCGCGACUCACGAAGGGAAAAAUUGACGAAGAACAGUCCUGCAGCGUCCAGGUAGCAGCGCGCACAGGUUGAGCCCUCUCCAGCAGCACUACUGCUCCCGGUCCACCAUCGCCCCUAAUCGCUAUGGUUUCCGCCGCAAUAAUCCCUCCGGCGCACACAUAUACAUACUGGUAUCUUCGUUGGAAUGAGGCAGAAUGUCCCGGCAACGGAUGUAAACAAGCUGCUACUACCCUGCCGCCCCGACUAGGGGAACCUCGUUUGCCAGGAUGAGUUGCUCCAGCGCAGGGUGUGGUGGAAUUCGGAGAGGGGGGGGGGGGGGGAAACGGCGUACCAUGUUUCUCUCUCUUCAGAUCGCGCGUUUCGCAUGCACGAUUCGUAAGCGCGGUUCUUCCUGCCGAUUCCGAUUCAGUUCGUUUCCGUCGAUUGGUGUAGCCUGUUGUUUCCGUUCUGCGAGUUUCCGCUGUGGGUUGCUGGGAAUUUUCUGCUUCUCCAUCACACCCUUGUUGGCGAUCGCUGGCGCGAUCACGAUUCGAUCAUAGGUUGUGUCGCAAAAGCCCAGAGUGAUAGCAAGUGACCCGCGAGCGGAACAUAUCCUUUGGGGUCAUCGGAACAGAGAGAGCCCAUCAAAUGGGCCACUAAGCGAUCCAGCAUCUUCCAUCAACCAGUGACUCAGCGAAACCGCGUGCUUUGCGGAUCCGGGACAACGUGUCAAUUGUUACGGUGCAAUCAUCACUCACAGCGGAGGAAGCCGUUUCACCAGCCAGCUGAAACCAUGCUAUCACCUGGCAACCUAGAUGAGAUUAAGGAACGUAUAAGCAAAAAUGAAGAGAAAAUCAACGUUCUUCAGGCGAUUAACAACGUUUUGAAGGAGCGCCAUGAGAUCGAGUCCAACUACAAGAAUCUCGCACACAAGUUUCGCGAGAUGCAGGAGGAAGAGGCACAUCGGCGCGCGAAGGUAUGUAGUGUACGUGACUGUUUACGGGGCCUACCGCACCCACAAACACUGCCAACUCACGCCACUGCCCGCGCUCUCCAACCCGCACACCUGGACGUUCCCUACUACACUCCACAGUUCGAUGAGGCGCGCAAGAAACAGCUGGCGGAGCUGCAGGCGAAGGGGGAGGCACUAUGUCGGGAGAAGGCGAAGCUGCAGCACCAGAUCGAGCACGUGACGUGGCACCUAGAGGGUUGCCGCCGUCGCCGACCGUGCCUAGCGCGGCUGCCGGAAAACUGUCCGCUCAAAGGCGACGCACCGAGUUGCCUGCCGCAUUCGCCGGAGAAAUUGAAAAUCAUGGCGAGCAUGAAGAGCACGGCUGACCACCUUGUACGGAGCAUCAUGGAUCUGAGGAAGAAGAUACACAUCGUGCAGGACAAGCUCGAGCACGAAGUCGCGCGCAAAAAGGAGAUGGAGAAAAAGUUGGCCGAGCUGCGGAAGGAGAUCUGUCGCCACAACAAGUGCAUGCAGCAGCAGCAGCAGCAACACCAGCAGCAUCAACAUCAUUCGCACCAUCACCAUGCGCAGCACGGACACCACCAUCAUCACCACCAUCACACGGUUCCAGGCGGUGGUGGUGGUGGCGCCGGGGGCGGCCAUGGUACCACAUCGCUGCCACCAAUCUCGAAAAAUUGCAUCGCGACCAAGUAGCAGCGAACGAAUUCCGAAAGCGUACACGCCCGUGCCAGCGUUCACAACAAGGCGUGUCCGCACGGAAAACACGUUAAGCUACCUAGACCCACGUCGAACACGGUUUCGUAAUCGCCAGUAUCUUCGUGUUCCCGUGGCGGAACUGGGAACUUAUCGAAUCGCUUUUUCCUGGUUUUCCGCUUGGCUUGAUAGCGGGAUGUGCUGCGAUGCAUACGCUCAUCCGCUCGGAAUUCGACUAAAUGCGCUCCGCGUUACGGGAGCUUGAUUAUUGCUCUUGGUUGCGAACCCGUGCAUACCACCGAAGCCGUGUUCGAAUUGUGCGUUUCAUUCUAGUUUGUCUCGAAACGCUGGCUCCACAAUAGAAGGAGGCGAUAGACGACAACUUGUCGCUCUGGGCCAUGUGCUUUGAUUUGUUUCUUUCCUUCGGCUUUCUCCGAGAGAACACCACGAAGGGGGUUGUUAAGGUUUUUUAGGUUUUAAGAGACAGAGCGACGUAGAGAGAGAGAGAAAGAAAAGAAGAAGAGGAAUAGUGAAAAAAGAGACGGAGAGAACCAACGCGUUAAGUUAUAGCGAACCCUAUCUUAGUUACUGGGCCUCGUUCGGUCCUACUUUUCGUUGCCUCAACUGUUCGUGCGAUACAAAGUUUAAAUUGUUAAUCACUCAUCGGCCGCAUCAAAUGCAGGCAUGCUCUAGCAUCACUUACCUUCCACAUGUCGCCGCUGGAAAUGGAAAUCAACCCGAAUGAGCCCGUCAGAUCUGAUCUAGAGCUAUGCCAUCGAUGGACGAUGCGCUGCGUUACUAUCGCCUAACGGUUUUGUUGAUUUUAGCAAGUGCACGAGAGAAGAAUUGCGAGGGAAAACGAAUCUCUAGUACAUUAAUCGUAUUACGUAUGUCCCGAUCUAGUUGGCGUAGUUAAGAGCGUUGUAAGGCUGAGGAAGAAAUGC
Messenger RNA from Anopheles darlingi, 2667 nucleotides. Its product is annotated as ERC protein 2-like. The transcript has 5 exons. The coding region runs from base 851 to 1723 and encodes 290 amino acids. NCBI's taxonomy places the organism in Eukaryota, Metazoa, Arthropoda, Insecta, Diptera, Culicidae. The record is from RefSeq and is a predicted model, not a curated record.